UUUAGGCAUGAAAAACGAUACAUUGUAAAUAAACAAGUUGUUUUUCAAGUGUUUGUCUUAUAAGUGAAUUAUAGUCACAAGGAACUAUUGUUAGUGUAUUACAUUUGUUUAAAUAUGCGACGAGGUUGGAGAGGACGAUAUAGGAGUAAUUGGUACCGUCCUCGCGGUAGGAGUACCUGCAAUAAUUCUACCGCUGCAAAUCAGAGUAUAAAUCAACCUUCAACAUCACAACAGAUAUCGCAUAAUUCCGUCGCAUCUUCGCGGGCACCAGCUAAUCAAAUACCUCUGGUGAUAGCUGUAAGUAAAGAUCAUCAAAAUGACACUUGGAAGUUAUAUUUCCCGACCGAAGAAGAAACUAAACCAGAUACUUUAAAACAUGUCAAUUGCUUCAAGACCUUUAUACUCAAAAAUAGAAGUUUAUUUGAUUUGGAAAAAAUUGACCAAUCACGAAGUGUGCCACUUGAUAUGCAAAUGAUGUUAGAAGACACAGAUUUCAAUACUAAUUGGCCAUCAUUUCAAAAUGAUUUAUUUGAAAUGCCUGAAAACACACUACAUUUACUAGAGUACUGUUUACAUGAGAAUCUGAAGUGUGAGUCGAAAAUUAAAGUAAGAAUUUUAAAUCAUCAACCAGUUAUACCUAUAGCUAAUUUGAAAGUUAACUACUUUGGAAAAUUAGUGACUAUCAAAGGUACAGUUAUCAGAGUUGGUAGUGUCGGUCUUAUUUGCACUUCAAUGGCAUUUGAAUGCACCAGUUGUCAUAAUAUACAAGUCGUUAUACAACCACAAGGAAUAUUUACAGCUCCAAACUUCUGUCAAAGCUGUCAAAGUGGACACAAGUUUGAUACGCUGCAGUCGUCCCCUUUCACCAACACAACUGAUUGGCAAGUCGCUAAAAUACAAGAGAUUCAGUCUCAGAGUGUUUCCGGAACUAUACCAAGAAGUGUUGAAAUAGAACUACAGGGUGAUUUAGUUGGAACAGCGUGUCCCGGGGAUGUGCUCUCUGUUACUGGGAUUGUUCAGGUGCGUGGAGAGAGCAAGGGCGGGGAGGACGGGCGGCGGGCGGCGCGCCUGCUGCAGCUGUACCUGGAGGCAGUCUCCGUGCACAGCCAGCGGAACCUCAGCAACCCCACACUCUCUUUCACGUUGAAAGAUUAUUAUGCUAUACAGGAAAUCCACGCAUCUGAGGAUGUAUUUAGAUUGUUGGUACAUUCGUUAUGUCCGUCGAUAUUUGGUCACGAGGCGGUGAAGGCGGGGCUGGUGCUGGGGCUGCUGGGCGGGGCGGAGGGGGAGGGCGAGGGCGGGGCGGGGGCGCGGCCGCACCCCCACGUGCUGGUGGUGGGCGACCCCGGCCUGGGGAAGUCCCAGCUGCUGCAGGCUGCGGCGCAUGCAGCGCCACGAGGCGUGUACGUGUGCGGCGCUUCCGCGUCGGGCGGCGGGCUGACGGUGUCGCUGGGCCGCGAGCCCGGCGGCGACUUUGCGCUGGAGGCCGGCGCGCUGGUGCUGGCCGACCGCGGCGUCUGCUGUCUUGAUGAACUGGAUAAGAUGGGAGCGCACCACAGCCGGCUGCUGGAGGCGAUGGAGCAGCAGCGCGUGAGCGUGGCCAAGGGCGGCGUGGUGUGCAGCCUGCCCGCGCGCGCCACGCUGCUGGCCGCUGCCAACCCCGCCUCGGGCUCAUACAACAGAGCUAAAACUGUCGCUGAAAAUCUGAAACUAAACUCGGCGUUAUUAUCAAGAUUUGAUUUAGUGUUUAUACUGCUGGAUCAACCAGAUGAGAAAAUAGAUGCGAUGUUAUCAGAACAUGUUCUAGCGCGACACUCUGGUAGAGGAAACUCAUCGAAGAGUAAAACGAAUCUUAAUACUGAAGCAAGUCAAAAUGAUCAAGAUGUAUCGCUAAGUAAAAGGCUACGUUUGAAAGCAGGGGAAGUGAUAGACCCGCUGCCGCUAGUAUUGCUCCGUAAGUAUAUAGCGUACGCGCGGCGUUACGUGCAGCCCGCCAUCAGUACUGCGGCGGCGGACGCGCUGCGCGACUUCUACCUGGAGAUGAGGCACCGCCUGCAGACUGCGGACGGCGCGCCAGUCACCACAAGACAGCUCGAAGCCAGUAUACGACUCACACAGGCUCGAGCAAGAGCUGAACUCCGCGAGGAGGCGACGGUAGACGACGCGAAUGACGUCAUCUGUUUGAUAAAACACAGCUUAGUGGACACUUUCAGUGAUGAAUUCGGAAACAUUGAGCUUUCAAGAUCCAUAAACGGUUCUGGAAUCAGCUCUAGAAGUAAAUUGAAGAAAUUCUUAGAUGCGUUAACAAGGCGAUCUCAUCAGUUAGGUAAAGAUAUAUUUACUAGGAAGGAAAUGAUAGAAAUACACAAGGCCGCGGCAGUCCCCGGAGACGCAGGUGAACUUAUUGAGGCCAUGCACGUACAUUCGUAUUUACUACUCAAAGCUACCAAUACUUACCAAUUGAUCUCUUUGUAAAGAUGCCUUAAUGUAUAAAAAAUAUUGUAAGUGUAAA
Papilio polytes (common Mormon) is the source of this 2512-nucleotide messenger RNA. RefSeq names its product DNA helicase MCM8-like. Gene Ontology annotation, molecular function: ATP binding; single-stranded DNA helicase activity; ATP hydrolysis activity. The record is from RefSeq and is a predicted model, not a curated record. NCBI's taxonomy places the organism in Eukaryota, Metazoa, Arthropoda, Insecta, Lepidoptera, Papilionidae. The transcript is spliced from 16 exons. Gene Ontology annotation, cellular component: nucleus; MCM complex. The coding region runs from base 115 to 2475 and encodes 786 amino acids.